AUUUAUUCUGAUGAGGAUGCAUUGGUUGUGAGUGAAGAGGUAGAGAAUGGAGUAGGAGGGCUAAGCGACGGUCAUCUGCCAGACUGGGCAGGGAUGGUGGAAGAGGUCCAGUACAACAUUGUCACACUGCGAGAAAAAACAAAGCGUGUUGCAGCACUUCAGAGUAAUUUAGUGCGUCGACCAUCACUGGAUGACAACACCGAAGAGGAACGCCAACUAACUGCACACAACAAUGAGAUCAGAAGGACCCUUGAGAGAUGCCAGAUGUUGAUGAUCCAGAUAAAACAUGCAGCUGCAAGAGGUCGAGAAGAAACCCUAAACAAGAAUGUUGUUCGGGCACUUGGGUUUGCGCUUCAGGAAGUAAAGAACGAAUUCAUGACAACCUGCUCAGCUUUUACAAGUUCCAUGAACAACAUAAAAAAGACAAGUUCCUUUGUACAUGAGGGAGGAGGUGAUUAUGACAAUGAUUAUGGAACUUUUGAAGAUGGAUCCAGUUCUAGACACCAGGCCUGGACACAAGAGCAACUCAUGUUUCUGGCUGACAACACUCAAGCAGUUCAGGAUCGGGAUCGGACAGUUCAACAUAUUUUACAGUCUACAAUACAACUGAAUCAACUCUUCCGGGAUGUUGCGCAGUUGGUUACCGAUCAGGGAACAAUUUUGGAUAGAAUAGACUUCAAUGUAGAGCAUGCUGCUCUGAAAGUCGAAGAUGGUGCCAAGCAGCUGAAGAAAGCAGAAAAUUAUCAGCGUAAGAAUCGCAACAUGAAGUGCAUUUUAGGGCUUUCAGGCACAAUCAUUAUUUUGAUUAUUAUUUUGGUACUUGUUAAAACUUAACAGUGAUAAUGCAUUGUAGAUCUUAUAUCUGUCAAAUAAAUUAUUGAUACUAGAAAUAAUGUAGGAUAUUCUAUUUUUCCAGUACAGUAUUGUGUUCUACUAAAGGUGAUACAACUUGUAGAGCUUUUGAGGUAUUUUGCAUUAUGCAGAUGAUGGUGUCUCAUUAUUUCAGGAAGUUACCUAAAAAGGAUUAAGAAAGGAGGUUAAACUUUAUAUUUGAAAUGUUCAUUCUUUAAGGAAUUCAGUGUAAGGGAGAGUAUUUUUUGGUUCAAGGAUAUAGGAAUACCAAAAACUUAAAAUCAUAUUCAGUUAAUCUUACAAGGGGCCAGUAUAUGGGGUAGAUGAGGAUCUUUUUGUUAAGCUUUUAGUUGGUCAGGAAUGUAAUCACACAUCUUGGUUUAAUGUACAUGGUAUAUGGUCAGCCGUGUGACCUGUAGUACUGCUUAAUUUAUGAAACGGCACUAUUAAUAUUGUAUUUAGGCAGGGAAAUGUCUUUUCCAAUGAACAGAUAUUUUUCAUUAUUCUAGUGCGUGGAGUUUACCAGAGUCUAAUACCUUUUGAUGGACAUUUUUCAAAGGUUACGCAAUUGAUUUUGAUAUAAUUUUCUUCUUUUUUUCUCACCAAAGGUUUACAGAAUGUUAUGUUUGAACAAAUUGAGAUCACAGUAUUUUGCUGCACAUUGAUAUGGUAUCAAUUUAUCAAACACAAUUGGGUUGGAAUGAUUUAUUUUAGGAUAGUGUUCAUUUUAUUAAAUAUUUGAUAUAUUUAUAUUAAUUUUGCUUUUACUGUUUUUCAUUAUUUGAAAAGAAUAAUUCAUUGGAGUCCUUGGGAAGAUUUUUUUUUUUUUUUUUUUUUCGCCAAAACAUGUUCUAUCAUGUUUCCUUAUUUUGUAUUUAUAUAAGAUGGAUGUGAGUUAUAACAUAAUCCAUUACCGCCAGGAAAAUGUAAUGUAGUAGUAGUCUUUUUUUUUUUUUUUUUCUUUCUUUCUUUCUUUCUUUCUUACACACACACACACAGAUUGACUCCACAGCUGCUCAACAAUCAAGGAGUUAAUUAGUAGGUUAAAAUGACACCCUAAUUUCCCCCUUCUUGGAGUGUUUUGGAAAAAUGUUCUUUUCUAAUGCUAUUAAUAUCAAUAUCAAUACUACUAUUAUUAUUAUUAUUAUUUACCUUUGAAAUAUUUUAAUGUUAUUAACAAUACUAAUAGCAAUAUAUAAAACAACAAGCUUUUAAAAAUCAAGGAAAAAGGCAGACAGGUGGGACAGGUAGGACUAGUAAUUCACUCCUUGGUGACAAAGCAUUUGUGGAACCAUCUCUGCAGAAACAAUUAAUUAACUAAAAUCAUAGUAGACGUGCCAUUUACGUACAUACCAUCUCCUGCGGCAGUGGAUUAAGCUUAUCCUCAUUUCUGAGUACUAUCAGAAUAUACUCUGUGGCAAUGGAUGGAAGUGUAACAUGUCCUUGGGUGUGUGAAUACUGUAUAAAUAUCUUGCUAUUGCAAUGGGCUAGCAAAUGAUAUCGUAUUAAUAGCCAAAUAUUCAAGAUUUCAACGUAUAGAAACACUUGCAAUACAGUAUAAGCUUUCAAUACUAUUGAAGGAAAAUGUGAAUUAUGUUAUUAAAUUAAGUGGAUAUCAGAUUGGGCCAUACAUUUUCUGAAAAUAUUGUCCAUGCUUAUAAUAUACUGUGUUUAUGGAAGCAUUAUGUCUUGCUGCAUUUUAGCUUUAAUGCGCUAAGUAAGUCAAUACUGUUAUUGUGGUAAUUGCAGGCCACAUAUAUUGAUAUAAUUUUUAAGAUUAGUUCUUUCUUGCUUCUCUGUUACACAAGUAUUUGUUAAAUGACUGUGGUAACUUGCUGAAUCACUCGAGUAAUAUGCAGUACUCAUUGAAUUUGGAUCAUUAAUAUUGUUCUAAAAAAUGUACUAUAUUGAUAAUAUAUUUAUACAUAUAUAUAUGUACACACAAAGCUUUAUUCAAUCUUGUCCUGUAAAUUCAAUGUUCUUAAAAUAUAUUGACUGAAGCUAGUUAAAAUGAUGUAGCUGUAACUCUGUGGUGUGUAAGUGAAUUUGUACAGAAAGAAACCGUACUGUAUCCUAUGUAUGAUUUGUUAAAUCUGUCAAUUUCAGAUGCUUUAUAAGUGCGAGAUAAUAAAAUCUUUAUUUAACAA
Molecule: messenger RNA, 2999 nt
Organism: Penaeus vannamei (Pacific white shrimp)
Lineage: Eukaryota; Metazoa; Arthropoda; Malacostraca; Decapoda; Penaeidae
Gene: Syx16
Product: syntaxin 16
Biological process (GO): intracellular protein transport; vesicle-mediated transport; vesicle fusion
Cellular component (GO): SNARE complex; membrane; endomembrane system
Molecular function (GO): SNAP receptor activity; SNARE binding
Source: RefSeq, a predicted model, not a curated record